Molecule: messenger RNA, 471 nt
Organism: Andrographis paniculata
Lineage: Eukaryota; Viridiplantae; Streptophyta; Magnoliopsida; Lamiales; Acanthaceae
Exons: 3
Coding region: 1-471 (156 amino acids)
Source: RefSeq, a predicted model, not a curated record
AUGUCGUGGGGUGAAUAUGCCAGGCCUCCACCAAUUAUUAUUUUUAAGGUUUCGAUUGAGCUUAAAUAUGGACUAAUACAUUUAUUGUCAUCUUUCCAUGGCUUGGCAGGGGAGGAACCACACAAGCACUUGCAGGAAUUCAAUGUGGUGUGUACGAGCAUGAAACCAGCGGGAAUCACUGAGGAGCAGAUAAAACUCCGAGCUUUUCCAUUCUCCUUGAAAGAUGCAGCCAAGGGUUGGUUGUUCAACUUGCCCGCCGGGAGUGUGACCACGUGGAUGGAUAUGAAGCGCAAGUUCCUUGAAAGUGGAGGCGCUUUAAUGAUUAAUACUCCGAGAGAAGCUUGGGAAUUGCUUAAUGAUAUGGCCAUGAACUCUCAACAAUUUGGGCCGAGGGAAACUUGCUCAAGAGACGAGAACAAGCAUAAAGAACUUGGAAGAUCAGAUGUCUCAAGUCGUGAAAUAGGUGUGUGA